AUGGCGAUCGCAUCGCAGGAAAUGUUCCAAAUUUGUCGGUUUUGCUUGUGCCAGGACGAAGCAUUACUGAUUCCACUAGAGGAUAUAUUGGAUUUCACUCUUGCCUUCCAAGAUGUAAGCGCGGUUACGGGAUUAGAGAUAAAUGAGGACAACAUAGCAUUAUACGCCAUGUGCUUGGAAUGUACAAACAAAUUGAAAAGCUCUGUCGCAUUCCGGGAAGCCUGUCGAAGCAAUGAGUCUCACUUUCAAGAGCUAUGCGCUGUGUUGUCUGCCAGCUUUAAAGAGUCACGUAUCAAAAUUAUCGACACAAUCGAGUUGUCAGACAGCUCUGAUGAAUCGAUAGAUUUUGACCUUAACACACGCGACGUAAGUUUCGCCGAUUCUGCUGAAAGUUCACAAAUCAAUGCGGAACAACGUGCUAGGUUAAUAGAAGAGCGUGAAGAAACUGCGCAAAGAACCGAUGCCGAAGGAGAGGAAUCCUCAUACUCUGCCAAUUACAUCCUACCAGGAGAGACCUUAUAUUCCGAGGAUGAGGAUACCCAGUAUUGGAUUGAUUGGGUUAGCAGCUUAAAUCCUCGAGCUCCACCGCCAGUUAAACACCUACGUGAAAAAGGAAAGCGCAAACAUCCUCUUUGUGAUAUAUGUGGCAGAAUGGUCGCACACAUUCCAAGUCAUGUUAUAGUGCAUAAAGAGGAAUGCACGUACACUUGUCCACAAUGUCCUUUUAAAACAAAACAUAAACACAAUAUUCAACCACAUAUAGACACUGUGCAUAAGAAAACAGUUAUGAAAACGUGCGAGAUAUGCGGUAAAGGAUUCGUUCACCACAAAACGUACAGAUAUCACAUGCUUACCCAUCAAAGCGAAGGAGAAACUUUCGAAUGUGUGGAUUGUUCAAGUACGUUUUCAAACUCUGUUUACUUGAGGGAUCACAUUAACAGGCUGCAUAACGCGGGAAAACCAAUGAGGAGGAACGAUGCAGGUGAACGGAUUCGAAGGUAA
Molecule: messenger RNA, 1002 nt
Organism: Anopheles marshallii
Lineage: Eukaryota; Metazoa; Arthropoda; Insecta; Diptera; Culicidae
Product: zinc finger protein 714-like
Exons: 3
Coding region: 1-1002 (333 amino acids)
Biological process (GO): regulation of transcription by RNA polymerase II
Cellular component (GO): nucleus; chromosome
Molecular function (GO): zinc ion binding; chromatin insulator sequence binding
Source: RefSeq, a predicted model, not a curated record